GUUGGCAGAGUUUUGUGGGCGCUGCUGUCCGUGAGUUGCACGGUGCAGGCCGAGGAGGCUCCAGCAGCUGGGCACCAUAUCGAAGAGGGAGCCGUCCUCCACAGCCAGCGCUGGUUUUCCGAGGAGUGGAGGAAGAAGUUCAACGCCGGAGAU
Symbiodinium sp. CCMP2456 is the source of this 153-nucleotide messenger RNA. The record is from the annotation of a GenBank genome assembly. NCBI's taxonomy places the organism in Eukaryota, Dinophyceae, Suessiales, Symbiodiniaceae.